CUCGAGCAUGUCUCUGAUCGCAGCUUAAUCCAACAGAGCUCGUCUGCCACCCUAGUUGAGGCUAGAGAUCGAGUCUAGUGUUCUAAAGCUUCGUGGAGCACUUCUUUUGCGUAUAGACGCUUGGAGCCUGAGUCAGUCGCGCUCUUAAGCUUCAUAGACAACACAGUCGUCGUAUGCCAAGAAGUCUUCCUGAGCUCUGAAUACAAACACAAUCGUCUGCUUCUCAAGCUCGAGCGCUCAAGAUCAGCAAGAGUGUCAAGUGAGCCAACCAGACAUGAGUGCACAGGCAGUCCCGACUGAUGCAGCGCUAGCGUUGGUUGCAUCGCUACAGACGCGCAAGCAAGGGUUGGCUGAUCGACUGCAUACAAGUCUGUUGUCUGUCCUUCGUACGACUGCAGCUGGACACGUCCCUUCAAUCACGUUGACAAGAGCUUCCAAGGAAGAGACAUACUUUGAUCACGCCACCCAGUCUGUCCGACUUCGUACGGAGCGCCAGCAACGCGUCCUUACAUUUGGCAAAAAAGAGGCAUUCAGUACGAGCCCUCAAGCAAGACGCAUCUGACAAGUCUAGCACAGGUGAUCUGUCUACUGGUGAGCGUCUACGAAGGACUCGUACGCGAUGUCAAAAGUACAAAGCGUGACCUGUACUACAGGAACGUGGCGCUCUUCAAGUCACAGAGCGUUGUGGAUCGUCUCCUGAGCCAGCUCGAACUGACUUAUGAGUGCGAGCGACAUGAGUUCAACGUCGUGGCAUCUGCCAAAGGACUUUUGUUUGGUCCAGCAGCAAUCACAAUGACAGAUGGGCAGGUCCUCGAUCUCUCAAGCCAAGCGCGCAACAUUACUGAUGUCGAACAUUAUGCUGCAAUUGACUUGUCGAACAUCGAGACGGUACUUGUGGUGGAAAAAGACGCCGUCUUUCAGACACUGUGCCAAUCAGUGAGCGCAGCGCCUGCCAGCCAUCCUUGCAAGAACUGGCUCCUCCUGACUGCCAAAGGCUGUA
Protomyces lactucae-debilis is the source of this 1000-nucleotide messenger RNA. RefSeq lists its product as uncharacterized. The transcript has a single exon. The record is from RefSeq and is a predicted model, not a curated record. Bases 275 to 562 code for a protein of 95 amino acids. NCBI's taxonomy places the organism in Eukaryota, Fungi, Ascomycota, Taphrinomycetes, Taphrinales, Protomycetaceae.